Messenger RNA from Leptopilina boulardi, 5541 nucleotides. RefSeq lists its product as uncharacterized. The record is from RefSeq and is a predicted model, not a curated record. NCBI's taxonomy places the organism in Eukaryota, Metazoa, Arthropoda, Insecta, Hymenoptera, Figitidae. The transcript is spliced from 6 exons. Bases 99 to 5276 code for a protein of 1725 amino acids.
GUUAGGUUGGGUCAAUUGUCAAUAUUUUCGGAUGUCAGUUUUGUAAUUAAUGCAUUUAAUUAAUUUAAUAUUUAACUCAGUUUUCAACAAUUAUCUCAAUGGAUAAUACUAACAAUAAAAAUGAUGGAACCACGUUUACAAUUAUUUCUCAAGAUGGAAUGGAUUUGGUUAAUUCUUUUCAGCAACAAUCAAAAGACAAUGGAAUAGAUGAUGAUCCUUUUUUAUUAACAACCACAGAUAUUGAUAGUUUAGUUAAAAUUGAUAAUAAACCAAAAAAAUGGAUGAAAAUAGAAUCAUGUAUCAAUAAUUGUCAUUUGAAAAUGAGUGAAGAGGAUCAAAAAAAUACUUUUGAUUCUUAUUGGAAUAAUUCAACAGUUAUUUCAAGAUAUAAAUUUAUUAAUGAAAUGGCAGAAGUAUAUUUGCCAAAGGAUUGUGUGAAGGGAACUCCUAUUAUUAUUGGAGAGCAAAAAUACUACGUUUUUUUCAAUAUCAAUAAAGGAAAUGGUUUUAAACACGUUUGUAGACCCUGUUUUCGUUUUAUGUUAGGGGAACAGGAACCAUUUAUUAAAACAGUUUUAGCUCAAAAGCUCAUUAAUUUUACCGAUGAUGAUAACGAUUCAUUUGUAAAUAAUUUUCCGGAAAAUCAAAAUCGAACGCUUUGCAGUAUGAAAUGUAAUUUAAUGGUAUCAGAUAAGGAGAAAAAACAAAAUUUAUACAACUAUUGGCACGAAACAACAAUUGAACAACGAUGUAAAUUCAUUUUAGAAAGUACAGAUAUCGAGGAAAAUAUUCGAUAUAAAAUUAAUAUAAAAUCUACAUCAAAUAAGCCAUACAUUAGUAAAUUUCAUCUUGAAACAAGUUUUGGUCGACAACUUGUUUGCGCAAAUUGUUUUCGUCUUAUAAUCAAAGAAUCAGCGUCUAUUAUUAAUGAAAUUUUAGACGAAAAAUGGACAGAAUUAAGUUCCGAAUUGGAAAAUGGUGAGAAAUACAAUCAAGUUAUAAGUCAUUUUAAAAAAUUUCCAUUAUUUGAAACACAUCACGUAACCGAUAGUGGUAAUGAAAAAUAUUUACCAAGAGGUCUAACACUCGAAACAAUGUAUUAUCUCUAUAAAGAAGAAAUUUCAAAUCCAAUGAAUUUUCUCACUUAUCAAAAGAUUUUUCAAAAAACUAAAUUACGUUUUUUGUCAUCAGUUGUUGAAAAAUGUUUACAUUGUGAAAUGGCAAGUCAACAAUCACAAUCCACAGAUUUAUCGAAAAAUAAAAUUCGUCUUGAAACUUAUUUAACUUCACAUUUAAAUGGUGCAUUAAAAUCACACAGUUUUAAAUUACGUGACGAAAAACGUAAAGUCAAUACACUUUUGAUUUGUACAUUUAAAUUUCAUCCAAGUUUACCAACACCAUUUAUAAAUAAUCCAAUUCAUUAUUAUACGGAACCUUUGUGGACAUAUAAUUUCACAAUCACAGAAACAUCAAAAACUAAACCAACCGAGGGUUCAUUUAAAUCAUAUGUUUGGAACGAAACUCAGGGACAAAAGACAGUUAAUGAAAUUGCUUCAUGUUUAUAUAAUUAUUUGGAAAAUUUACCACGAUCCAUUAAAACCGUUGUCUUUUAUUCAACUUCAUGUAAUGGUGAAAGUCGAAGUAAACUACUUUGUAAAUUUCUCGCCAAUAUUGUCAUAAAUCAUCCAUCAUUAAUACUUCUCGAACAUAAAUUUUUACUUGACGGUCAUUUUUAUUCUGAUAAAAAUCAAAGAGAAAAUUGGUGUCCAGAUAUAUUGGCGAAAAAUGUCGGUAAAAUUGAAGAGCCAAAUGAUUGGUACAGUGCUUUAAAUGAAAUUGCCAUUGAAAAACAAUCACAAAUUAUUGUUAUGGAUAAUAGUAAAUUUUACAAUUUUAAAACUCUUCUCGGCAAUAGUCCGAACAGUUCAAUAGAUGGUGGAAAAAUUGACGAUGAUGUCACAUGCAUUCAAUAUACAAAAACAGGUAAUGUUUUUUUCAAGAAAAAAUGGACUGGCAGUUAUGAAGUAAUGUUCACAGAAUCUCAGCAAACAAAUGUUUUCAAUAAUUUCAAAAAUACUGAAAUUAAUCUCAUAAUGGAGAAAAAGAAAAAUAAUCUUUUAAAUUUAUUACCUUUCCUCAAUUCUCGUGUUCAUGACUUUUAUCAAAAUUUACAAACUGUAAAUUCGGAAACAAAUGCUGAAAAUGAAUUAAACGAUUUCACAUCAAACAAAGAAGAUAAUUUAAAAUUUAAAAUAAUUGACAAAGAAGAAGAAAAUGUAAAUAGUAAAAAAAAUACAAAUGAAAAGGAAGAAUUUAAUCUCAAUAUUGUUAAAGUAGAAUCAAAUUACGAUGAUUCGAUUCUAGCCGAGGAGAAUGAAGAUGACUUUAGUUUAGUUUUACCAGCUGAAGAGAGCGUAGUAAAAGAAGAAAUUGAUAUCGAACAAGAAAAAGCACCUUAUGAUAAUAAAUUUUCAGAUGACGAAUCAGACGAUGAAAUUUGUUCAGAAUUUGAACAAUCAGACGAUAAUUCACAAAUCAUUGGAUCAACUCUGUUUCCAAAAACUCAAGAUUCUGAAAUUAAGUCAUUUAAUGAGAAAUUCUACGAAAAUACAAAUUCACAAAAUAUCAAGUCAAUUAUGAAAAAUUUUGAAUUAUCAGGUAAAAAAAAGAGAAUAGAUGAUAAUUUAUUGGGUUUGGAUCAUUUGAAAAAAAUGAAACAAUUUCAACCACUUGGCCAAUGCUCAAAUCUUUGUUAUUUGAAAGUAACACCAAAAGAACAGGAACGUGUUUUCUCUACUUAUUGGCACAAGGGAACAUCGGAGUCACGAUUUAAUUUUAUUUACGACACAAUUCAAGUUCUACCGCAAUUAUUGAAAAGUAAACCAUUCUCCGAAGAUCCAGGACAAUUCUCGGUUAAAUUUCUCAUCAACACUGAACGUGGUCCUCAAGUUGUUUGCAAAUUGUGCUAUAAUAAAAUACUUUGCGAUCGUCCAUCUGACAUUUUAACUGUAUUAAAAUUAAAAGCACAAACACUCAUCGAUGAAAUAAAGUCUGAAGUUCAUGAAGUUGAAGCUCUACUUGAACGUAACAAUUCGAAAAACGAAGAGGAAGUAAAUAAUGAUAAUGAUAAUAUUUCAAAAUGGAAAACUGAUGAAUAUGAUUGUUCAACGAGUAAACUUCUUCGAAUGGAAAAAUUAAAUAAAGGCUAUUCAAAAUUGCAACCAUGUCGAAAUGGUUGUUUUGUGACAAUAAAAAAUCAGGAUCAAGAACAAAUUUACAAUUCAUAUUGGCGAAAUUCGACAAUUCAUUCGCGAUAUCAUUUUAUUAACGCUUCAGUGAAAGUUAAUAAUUCACGUAAUUCUAAUAAUGAGAAAUCGGGGAGAAAAAGAUAUUAUCACAAUUCAAGUAUUGGCCCUCAACGUGUUUGUAAAACAUGUUUCGCUCAUGUUCUCGGCGAAACGAUGAGUUUCGUCGAAUCAGUUUUACAAAAAUCGGGAAGAGCAACCGCAAGUAUCAAAAAGAAAAUAGACAAUCCUUCUACUUCAACAAAUGAAAAUCAGCCCGUGAUAUUUGAAAAUAAAAAUAUCGACACAGCCAAUAAAUCAGUUACAAAUUCUCAAAAAGAUUCAUCUACUUCAGCUGAUAAAAUUAUCAACAAUGAAAAUCAAGAAAUAAGUAAAAAUUUGAAAAAUCUUGAAAUACGUCAAGAAUCAAAAAAACCAAUUCAAAAGAAUAAACAAAUUCACAAGGAACAAACAGUAAAAAUUGCAAAACAAAUAAAAACUCCAAAACGAAAUGAAAAAAAACAAAUUAGUGAAAAUCAGGAUGAAUUGAGUGAAAAAAUUUCCCAUCAAUUAACAACAAAAAGAACAUUGGAAAAAAUAAACGCCGACGAAAUGAAUAAUGCAUUAAAUACUUUCAAUGAUUCAGCGACAACAUCGGCAAAUUUAUUAACUGCUGAUAUAAUUAAACAAAUACAAUUGGCACAGGAACAUAUUCAUGAUUAUUUAAUUACAAGAAUGAAAAAAAAUCAUUUACAAAUAAAUAUUCAAGCAAUGUAUUCGCAAUAUCAGAAAAAAGUUACCGUUCCUCUAAGUAUUGGUUGGUAUCAAAAUAUAUUAUCAGUGAAUAAUGUCAAUUAUAAACCGGCAUUUAUUGACAAAUGUGAUGAAUGUGAAACAUAUUCAGAUAAAUUUAAAAAUAUGAAAAAUCUACAAAUGCGUGAAAGAAUUUGCGAACGUCUAACAAGUCAUUUGGAUUAUUCGACAAUUGUUUAUAAAUGUAAAUUUCAAGAAGAAGAAUCGGCACGUUUAAUUAAUACAAUGAUGGUCUGUUCAUUUGGAUUUCAACAAAAUUUUCCAAUACCAUCGCGAACAAAUUCAAAUUCAUUGUCAAUUUUUAAUUUGACAAUUUGGCAAUUUAAAAAUAAUCAUAUGCCAAAUAAUCCAAUGUUCUAUGUGUGGACACAAGUUGAAGGUAAACGAACAUCAAAUGAAAUUGCAUCUUGUUUAUUUCAAUAUUUAAAACAAUUACCAGCACAAUUGAGAUCAUUGAUUAUUUAUUCAUCGUCUUGCCAUGGCGAAAGUAAAAAUAAAACACUUGCACAAAUGUUAUCGUAUUUCAUGACAAAUCACAAAUCACUUGUCUCGGUCGAUCAUAAAUUUACAUAUUCAGGACACGCGCAAUUAAAGGACUAUCUUCACGAUGAUUGGAUUGGUGAUGUUGUGCAAAAUCAUUCAAUUAAAGCCGACGAACCUGAGGAUUGGUAUCGAAAUUUCCAAGCAAUUGCACGACAGAAUAAAAAAUCGAAUAUUGUCUUUAUGGAACCAGAAAUGUUUGUUGAUUUUGAAAGUUUAUGGAAAGAUCAAUCGUCAACGGAUGAAGUGUACAUUAGUCCUGAUGUGAGAUGGUUGAAAUAUACAAAAAAUGGAAAUGUUUUUUUCAAAAAAAGUUUAUUGGAACGACAUAAUUUUGAAUUAUUACCAAUGCAGGGUCAACAGCAAUUUCAAGAUCUCUUGAAUAUGCAACUUUUUAAUCUUCUUGACGCUUCGCCGGAAGAAACAAACGUUCAAUUGGAAACAUCAAUUCCACAAUUGGAACAAUGUAUCAUUAAAACGGAAAUUGAUUUUGAUGAUGAAAAUUACACAACGCCAAAUGAGGAGGAUUAUCUAGAACCAUCAAAGAAACGUAGAAAAACAGAAAAUGAAUCAAUUUCAUCGGAAGGAACAUCGAGAUCAAAGAGGAUACGAAAGAAACGUGAAAUUCUUUCCCUCUAAAUUUUUUUUGAAGACUUAAGAGAAAAACUAUAAGUCACACCUCUAUAAUAAUUCACCGCAUCUAUAAUUAACAUUCAUUCAGUUCCAUACGUACAAAAAACAUGUUUUCUUCUCUUUCAAAGACUUAAAAAGAAAAAGAACACUCAAUGCGGAUCACAGUCUGUCUCAGCUCUCAUUUGCUCGGCCAAAUUCUCAAAAGAAGAAAUUAACACUUUCCUUUUUUUUAUUUUUGUUUUUCUUAUUGUUUGCAUUUCUUCAAUAAUAA